CGCAGUGACAGUAACGUUGUGUGGUUACGCUGUGGACUUACCGAUACAUCCGUUAGACAUUCUAGUGGCCAAGAUGACGGUGGAAGUGUGUACACGGGUGGGUGUGCGGGUGUCAGCUACCCCUGGGGCUAUGAAGGACGAGUCUCAGCCUGGAGGUGGAACAUCUCCAGCCCACGAGACUUCAGAGGCGCCCACGCCGAGGCCAAAGUUUAUGAUCACAGACAUCCUCGCUCAACACAAGCCACCCACUCCAGCCCACAGCGAGUGCUCUGCACCGCCCACGCCUACCAUUGAAGAACCGAAGGACCUGAGCCUCACACGCCCACAUCCCGAAGACGAAGACAUAGAUCUCGAGGGCGACGCCAGUCAUGACGAGGACGACCCCGAUAGCCAUGAGACAGAGAACAAUGAGGGAUGCUCCGACGGCUCCGGGCCCCCGCCGCUCAAGAAGCAGCGCAAAGCCCGCACCGCCUUCACAGACAACCAGCUGCAGACGCUGGAGAAGAGCUUCGAGCGGCAGAAGUACCUGAGCGUGCAGGACCGCAUGGAGCUGGCGGCCAAGCUCAACCUCACCGACACGCAGGUCAAGACGUGGUACCAGAACAGAAGGACAAAGUGGAAGCGCCAGACAGCCGUAGGCCUGGAAUUGCUUGCCGAGGCUGGCAACUACGCCGCCGUACAGCGUCUCUACAGCGCCCCGUACGGGUGGCCGUACCCGCCCCAGCCGUCCUCAGCCGCCGCCGCCGCCGCUGCCGCCGCCGCGCUCAGCCCCGCCGCCGCCUCCGUGGACCUGUAUUACCGCCAAGCCGCCGCCGCCGCCGCCCUCCAGAAGCCCUUGGCCUAUCGCCUGUACCCGCCCGGCCUGCCCAUCCUGCCGCCCGUGCCCGCCUCGGACCCCCUGCGCGACGCCCUCAGACCCGAGGCGCUCAGACCGGAAGCCAUCAGACCCGAAGCGAUCCGCCCUGAGCUCCGCCACGACGCCCUCCGACACGAGAUCCUGCGCCAGGACCUCCGCUCCGAAACCCUGCGGCCGGAGGCUCUGCGACCGGACGUCCUGCGGUCCCUGGCCUGCUCCAUGUCCGGCGGCUCGACCCUGGCCGGCUCCUCCCUCACCGUCACGGCCUCCCUGCCCUCCUCGCCCCUCACCUCCCCCCUCUCCUCUUCGGCCUCCCCCUCCCCCCUCUCCUCGGGGCCCCUCGCCGCCCCCUCCUUGCCGCCUUACUACCGGGCGGAGGCCACGUCGCAGGUGUAGCCCGGCCGCCCUUGCGAAGCCUCGCCACUUGCCUCGCCCGCCCAUCCCGCCGAGGAAGCGGCCGCGCCCUCCGCCUCCUCAUCCUCCUCAUGAUAAAACACAUUCCACAAAGCUCAGUCAUUUCAUCCCGAUCAUUCCCCACACAUUCACCGAGGCGAUGUAAUGGUAUGUAAAUAUAUGUGUUAAUCCCAGUGUUCAUUGUACAUAGGAGUGUUCAUAUCUUGAAAUCACCGACACACACGCGCCAUGAGAGUGCGUUAACCCCUCUCUCUAUGUUUCCCCACAUUUUUAAAAAAAGAAGAAACAAUAAACUCAAAAAAAAAAAAGGCCGAGAACAAGUUUUUAAAAUUUCUAAAAAGACAUGACGCACGCACUCGUGUUAUCCAGUGACCCUAAUUUUCUGUAGAAUGUGUAAUAUUUGAUAUGCAAAAAAAACGGACUUGUAAGGCACCUAAAAUAGACAGCGAAGAGGCAUAGGGCGUAGAUGCCUUGUCACUUGGAUCUGUCUGGGUGCCAACUAAUCAACAAAUCUGACAAGAUACUGGUGUUUGCUAUCUAUUAUGAUUUUGUAAAAUUGUUGUACAAAGAUAUUGGCCAUUAAUUGUGAUAUUAUUAUUUAGUUUAUAUCAUGGUCUAUUAUAUGUGUAUAUAGCUAAUUUAAUUUUGGUUCGCAGACUGUUUAUAGCCAUAUUGGCCCAUGUUUACAAAUAUAUAGUGACAAUGCCUAACGAUGUACCCGUUCAGUGCGAUACAUUGGCGACAGGAAAACCAUGUAUUUUGCUGUAAAUUUAUCAAUAAAAGGAAGUACUGGCA
This is a messenger RNA of Penaeus indicus, 2065 nucleotides long. RefSeq names its product barH-like 1 homeobox protein. Gene Ontology annotation, molecular function: DNA-binding transcription factor activity, RNA polymerase II-specific; DNA binding. Lineage: Eukaryota; Metazoa; Arthropoda; Malacostraca; Decapoda; Penaeidae. Gene Ontology annotation, biological process: regulation of DNA-templated transcription. Bases 74 to 1252 code for a protein of 392 amino acids. The transcript is spliced from 3 exons. The record is from RefSeq and is a predicted model, not a curated record.